UGCCUGCCUGCCCGGCACUCACUCACCUGAGAGAGGGAGACUGACCCCCGCCCUGCUCCAUAGACCCUCAGGAUGAACAUAGUGCUGUCCAGAGAUGCCCAAAUCAAGAUUAUGGAAAACACUGUAUCCAAUGCGGAGAAGUACUUCGGGCAGCUCUGCACGAUACUAGCCUCCUAUACCCGUAAGACGGCCAAGCUGCGGGACAAAGCGGACCAGCUGGUCAAGCAACUCAUUGAUUUUGGAAACACCGAGAACCCAGAGCUGAGGAGUGCCCUGAAAAACAUGGCUGAAGACUUGGCAAAGAUUCAGGACUAUAGACAUGCCCAGGUGGAGAGGCUGGAAACUAAAGUUCUAAGCCCAAUAAAAAUGUAUGGAAUUCUAAUUAAGGAAAAGCGGGCAGAAAUCAAGAAGUUCAACACGGUCCGGAACAAAGAGAUAAAAGAGUUGGAGAAGUUGGAUAAAUUACGGCACAGAACACCUUCGGACCGGCACGUGAUUUCUCAGGCAGAGUCCAACGUACAGAAAGCGUCUCUAGACGCAGCGCGUACUACGCAGCAGUUGGAGGAAGUCAUCGAUAACUUCCAGCAGCAGAAAGUCAAAGACAUUCAGAAAAUAUUCUCUGACUUUUUGACGAUUGAGAUGGUCUUCCAUUCCCGGGCACUGGAAGUUUACACCAACGCAUUUCACAGCCUGCAAGACUGCGAGCUAGAGAAAGAUAUGGAGGAUUUUCGGGCAAAGAUACAUAUAAACACUGGGAUUCAAGACGCACGACCACUUCAGGCAACAAACCUGUCCUCCAACACCACCUGGAACACGAGCAAUAUGAGUCUGUCGAGCACCCUGCCGACACGGCAGCCAGUGGAGGAGGAGAGUGAGGAUGACUCGGAGCAAGAGGAAGAAUAUGAGGAACCCAGGAGGGUAGUUUAUUCUAGAGUACGGAAAUAAAUAGGCCCCAUUCAUCCAUCAUUCCAUGUUCUUACCCCCGUCCAUCACCACAGUGACAACACGCUACAUUUCCCAGCAUGCUCUGCAGUUACCUGCCUUUACCUUGACCUAAGGAAAAUGUGUCCAUUAAAAUCUGGCAGAAUUAAAAUGACACAAACACGGUUACCAUUGUUCAGAUGCAUUGGCCAACAUUGUGCCAUUUCCUGGCUUAAAUAACUGUUUUUACAUUGCUGGGGAUUGGGGCUCAUAAUGCUGUGAAAACAACAAGGGUGGUAACGGUGUCCCUAGUUUUCUAUCUACUAUAAUAGAUAUCAAGAUGCAUCUGUUCUUUUCCAAUGAAAAUAAAAAUGUUAAUUCCGCAGGAGGAGUCUCAUUUAAAUGAACGCCUCCUGCUGGCUUCUCUGAAGCAGUGUCCACGGUGCAUCCACUGGCUUCAGUAGGCCCAGAUAAACGUUCCCGACACUCUCCUGUUUUCUGCAGCACUGCCUGUCGUCACCCCCAAGUGCCAGCAGCAUGUCACAGACCCAAAAACAUCCAAGAUGUGCGUUAUCGUCCGUUUUACAUACAACUCCGAAUUAGGCCCAAAGUCUGCAAAAUACGUCCAUCGUCCAGCCAGUCCUGCGCUAUACGCGGGGUACCUGCUGCUAGGGCAGUAACCUGUAACAACACCUUAGACCAGGGAUAGGCAACAUGUAACAUCCAAGCGUUCCCUGCCACAGUCUUAGCAUGUCCUAACAGCAAAACAGUGGCAGAGCAUGCUGGGAUUUGUAGUUCCACAGCUGCUAGAGGGCUGCCCGUUGCCUUCCCCUUACUUUAGACCAGGCAUGGGGAACCUUCGGCACUCUGGCUGUUGUUGAACUACUCAUACCAGCAUGCCUUGCUACAGUUUUGCAAUUUGGCCAUGCUAAAACUGUUGCAGGUCACGCUGGGAUGUGUAGUUCAACAACAGCUGGAGGGCCUAAGGGUCCCCAUCCCUGCUUUAGACUAUGGUACAGCACACACAGUUUUUUUUAUUGCUAUAUAUGUUUUUUUCCAUAGCAGUUGCCCUUUGUUUAUGGGCAUUUUAUUUGCUGUUCUAUUUAAUUUGACUCCAAUGAUAAAAACAACUAUGACAAAACCACGCCUCCAGGCCUCCUUGUCGUACAUGAAGCUCUCACUUCCCAGUCACCAAUGUAAUGGGGAAGCUCGCUUUGAACUUGUACUUUACCAGCGCCGGAUGGUUCGGUAACUAACACACAGGAGAACAGAGGGAAGUGUUUAUUUUAUUUGGGAUGUGAAUGUUAAACACCAGAGCAGAUUGUGUAUUUUUCUAGCUUAAACCAUCCUCAUCAUUUAGUGAGAGGUUAGGCUCGGAGCCGCUGCUCUGUGUGUAUACAGUCCUGUCUCGCGCUGCGUUUUCUGCCUUUCCUGCCCUCUGAGCAUGAAGCCAGACAUCUGAGCAGCUCUGUUCCCUCUGUCAAAACACAUUUGCAGGCGGCAGGGAAAUGGCUUGUCUUUGUAGUGGAAGCCCAAAUUAUUAACAUUUAUUUUGUUUACAAAUGAAGCGGUUUCCACGUACGUUUAUCUUUCCGAGGAGUAUAAAUAUUGUAUGAAUGUAUCCUGUAUCAAUGGCAUAUAUUUUGGACUUGUGUGAAUCUUGUAAAUAAAAAGUAUUUUUCGUUGCAAA
This is a messenger RNA of Pseudophryne corroboree (corroboree frog), 2611 nucleotides long. RefSeq names its product CBY1 interacting BAR domain containing 2 (gene CIBAR2). Gene Ontology annotation, biological process: cilium assembly. Lineage: Eukaryota; Metazoa; Chordata; Amphibia; Anura; Myobatrachidae. The coding region runs from base 73 to 945 and encodes 290 amino acids. The record is from RefSeq and is a predicted model, not a curated record. Gene Ontology annotation, cellular component: ciliary basal body; ciliary transition zone. The transcript is spliced from 9 exons.